This is a messenger RNA of Ceratotherium simum simum (southern white rhinoceros), 2732 nucleotides long. NCBI's taxonomy places the organism in Eukaryota, Metazoa, Chordata, Mammalia, Perissodactyla, Rhinocerotidae. The record is from RefSeq and is a predicted model, not a curated record.
CGGCCCCACUCUGCCAGGCUGAGCUACUGGGCGCCCGAAGCGAGGGGCCUCGGGAGGGACUACGUGCGCUCGCCCGCUCCGCUUGCGCCCACGCCUUCCGCUCCAAUUGCUUUCCCAACCGAGCGGAAAAGCCGGGGGCGCGUUGCCCAGGCCCUCGGGAGCGGGGCGGUUCGGCACUGCCGCCUGCAGUCCGCCGGCGUGCCCUCGCGUCCGCAGGCCGUCCGUCCAGUCACCGACCCUGCAGCCCCCAACUAGCCAGACAGGAGCCCACACUGAGUCACAGGAAACUAACCCAGGACCUGGUGCUUUGUCUGGCAACCAGUCAGCCCUGAGUAAACCUUCGUUGAAUGACUGAGAAGGCAGUGACUGAGGGAGUAGGGCUGGAGAGGGCAGCUCUACUCAUUCCACCCCUGCCUCCCCUGGGCUCCUGCAGGCAAAAGUAAUUAGGUUGAGCCUUUAAUCACAGCUGGCUUCACAGGCAGGCGGACAAGGAAGAGCAGGGAAAGGCAGAAGUCCUGGGGACACUGGGUGCUGGCCUGGCUCACAAGCACUGCCUCCUUCUGGGACCCCCCUCCCACCCCGACAACUUGGCAGUCAGUAAUCUCCUGUUUUCUUGUCUUUCUCAGGACACUGGGUUCCCUAGGAUCCUCCCCAGGCUUAAUGAUUGUCCAGAAGGUGGCUAUAAAGGGAGCCUGGGAGGCUGGGUGGAGGAGGGAGCAGAAACAGCCUACCUCAGCAGAUCUGGACACUGAGAGAGCAGCAAGCAGGAGCUGUGUGGUCAGAGGCUCUGUGUCUUGGCCGGUAGGGCCUGCUGUCUCCCACCAUGGCAGCCCAAGGCUACGGCUAUUACCGCACUGUGAUCUUCCUGGCCAUGUUCGGAGGCUACAGCCUGUACUACUUCAAUCGCAAGACCUUCUCCUUUGUCAUGCCGUCAGUGGUGGAGGAGAUUCCUCUGGACAAGGAUGACUUAGGGCUCAUCACCAGCAGCCAGUCGGCAGCUUAUGCCAUCAGCAAGUUUGUGAGCGGAGUGCUGUCUGACCAGAUGAGUGCUCGCUGGCUCUUCUCUUCUGGGCUGCUCCUGGUUGGCCUAGUCAACAUAGUCUUUUCCUGGAGCUCCACAGUACCUGUCUUCGCUGCUCUCUGGUUCCUCAAUGGCCUGGCACAGGGGCUGGGCUGGCCCCCAUGUGGGAAGGUCCUGCGGAAGUGGUUUGAGCCAUCUCAGUUUGGCACUUGGUGGGCCAUCCUGUCAACCAGCAUGAACCUGGCUGGAGGGCUGGGCCCUAUCCUGGCAACCAUCCUUGCCCAGAGCUAUAGCUGGCGCAGCACGCUGGCCCUGUCUGGGGCACUGUGUGUGGUGGUCUCCUUCCUCUGUCUCCUCCUCAUCCACAAUGAACCUGCUGAUGUUGGACUCCGCAACCUGGACCCCACCCCCUCCAAGGGCAAGAAGGGAUCCUCAAAGGAGGAGAGUACCUUAUAUGAGCUGCUGCUAUCCCCCUACCUGUGGGUGCUCUCCACUGGCUACCUUGUGGUGUUUGGAGUAAAGACCUGCUGUACUGACUGGGGCCAGUUCUUCCUUAUCCAGGAGAAAGGACAGUCAGCCCUCGUGGGUAGCUCCUACAUGAGUGCCCUGGAGGUUGGGGGCCUUGUAGGCAGCAUCGCAGCUGGCUACCUGUCAGACCGGGCCAUGGCAAAGGCAGGGCUGUCCAUCUACGGGAACCCUCGCCAUGGCCUAUUGCUGUUCAUGAUGGCUGGCAUGACAGUGUCCAUGUACCUCUUCCGGGUAACUGUGAACAGUGACUCCCCCAAGGAUGUUGCUUUCUGGACUCCAGCUCUUCACCCUCUCGCUGAGCUCACAGGCUUUACGGAGCACGAGCUCUGGAUCCUGGUCUUGGGAGCUGUGUUUGGUUUUUCCUCUUAUGGUCCCAUUGCCUUGUUUGGAGUUAUAGCCAACGAGAGUGCCCCUCCCAACUUGUGUGGCACCUCCCAUGCUGUUGUGGGGCUCAUGGCCAAUGUGGGUGGCUUUCUGGCUGGGUUGCCCUUCAGCACCAUUGCCAAGCACUACAGCUGGAGCACAGCCUUCUGGGUGGCUGAAGUGAUCUGUGGAGCCAGCACAGCUGCCUUCUUCCUCCUACGAAACAUCCGCACCAAGAUGGGCCGAGUGCCCAAGAAGGCUGAGUGAAGAGAGUGCAGGCUCCAGAGCAUCCUCCCCUACCUGUGGCCUUUCCCCUGCACAGGGGCCGGGGGAAAAGAGGGAAGUGGGCUGCUUGGGCCAGCACUGAACCUUUGACUUUCCUUUUCUUCUCCUUUUCCCUCACACAAGUGGCACUGGGAGUUAUCAGUGGCUAAUGAGGUCCUGGCUCCCCAUCCUACGCUCUAUUUAAGACAACCUUUGUUUUUGGACUCCAUUAGCUCCUAUUUCCUGACUUCAAACUGGAAACCCCUGCAGUCAGGGAAGCCUCCUAUACCCUUCUUCCUUUUCUGAGCCCUGCCCUGCCCCCAUCCCACCACCCCCAGCUGAGCUGAGGCUCCUCUUGGAGCUGCACAGCAGCAGAGGCCCAUGACUUCUACCCUAACGCCUCUCAGCAGGGGGCAACUGCUAUUAUCAAUACCUCAGACUCCAGGGGAAGAGAGGAGGCUAUCAUUCUCAUUGGUACCCUGGGUACUGUAGGGGGGUGUGGGUGGGAGAAUAGUAAGACUUGUUAUAUAACAUUAAAACUAGAUUUGAUACUAAA